AUGCAAGAGGUCAUUGCUGGGCUGGAGCAGUUGAACUUCACCUUCGAGAACGAUGUAGAGAUGCAGAAGGGCACUGGCCUCCUGCCUUUCCAGGGGAUGGACAAAUUGGGCUCGGCUGUGUGCAACUUCUUCGCUAAAGGGCUCUGUGACAAAGGGAAGCUCUGCCCGUUCCGGCACAACCAGGGGGAGAAGAUGGUGGUGUGUAAACACUGGCUCCGUGGCCUGUGUAAGAAGGGCGACCAGUGCGGUUUCCUGCACCAGUACGAUGUCACCAGGAUGCCCAAGUGCUACUUCUACUCCAAGUUCGGUGAUUGCAACAAGAAGGAAUGUUCCUUUCUCCACGUGAAGCCAGCUUUCCGGACCCGGGACUGUCCUUGGUAUGACCAAGGUUUCUGCAAGGAUGGUCCCCUCUGUAAACACCGCCAUGUUCCUAAGACAAUGUGUGCUAACUACUUAGUGGGCUUCUGCCCCGAGGGCCCCCACUGUCAAUUUGCACAGCAGCCCCAGGAGCCCCUGCUCUCCUGCCGCUCGGGGCUCAGGGCACUGGAGCAGGGCCCGUGCUACACGGUGAGUGGCCGCAGACAGACCCGGCCAUAG
This is a messenger RNA of Enhydra lutris kenyoni (northern sea otter), 597 nucleotides long. RefSeq names its product cleavage and polyadenylation specific factor 4 like. Lineage: Eukaryota; Metazoa; Chordata; Mammalia; Carnivora; Mustelidae. Gene Ontology annotation, molecular function: RNA binding; metal ion binding. Gene Ontology annotation, cellular component: mRNA cleavage and polyadenylation specificity factor complex. The coding region runs from base 1 to 597 and encodes 198 amino acids. The transcript is spliced from 6 exons. The record is from RefSeq and is a predicted model, not a curated record.